This is a messenger RNA of Fonsecaea monophora, 9651 nucleotides long. RefSeq lists its product as hypothetical. The transcript has 3 exons. Lineage: Eukaryota; Fungi; Ascomycota; Eurotiomycetes; Chaetothyriales; Herpotrichiellaceae. Gene Ontology annotation, molecular function: zinc ion binding. The coding region runs from base 1 to 9651 and encodes 3216 amino acids. The record is from RefSeq and is a predicted model, not a curated record. Gene Ontology annotation, cellular component: endoplasmic reticulum membrane.
AUGCCGCUCGAUCCUUUCGAAGAGAGACAUCCCAACCCCCUGCCUCGUAUCGCCACUCGCAGGACCUCUGUCGGGACAACGGGCCAUGAAGAAGGACAGGACUACUGUCGUAUUUGCCGGGGCGAAGGCACCAGCACACAACCUCUAUACUAUCCGUGCAAAUGCUCUGGCAGCAUCAAAUUCGUCCACCAAGAAUGCCUGAUGGAGUGGCUCUCGCAUUCCCAGAAGAAAUACUGCGAGUUGUGCAAGACUUCUUUUCGAUUCACCAAACUCUAUGACCGGUCCAUGCCCGCCACCCUGCCGUUUCCCCUCUUUCUGCGCCAACUGGCUCGUCAUGGGGCGACCGAGUUUGCUCGCUGGUCCCGCUACUUGCUGGUGAGCAUCAUCUGGACCUGCUGUUUGCCUUGGUGCAUUCGGCAGAUAUGGAGAGGCUUGUUCUGGCUUGCAGAUGGGGACUGGGUGGAUGAGUCCAACAUACAAGCCAUAUCCGACCGUUCGUCGAAUACAAACGGCACGGAUGCCAGCCCUGGAGCCUCGCUUGCCGCCUCCCUGAACUUCACUGUUCCUGAACAACUUGAGAAGAUAAAACUGGUGUUUCCUCCGAUGCAGAUUUCUUUGGCUGACAUUGCGCGGCUGUUUUCUGGUCAAAGCGUGUUUGGCAAAAUACUUCGCUUCAUCCUAUCCGUCUUCACCCUACGUUUGAGACAAACCGAUACCCCUGGACAAGACCAGAUUUCCGUCGGGGAAUUUUCUCCAACGACCAGGAGGCAUCCGUCACUGUUAUCCGAUGUUCAAUUUAUAUCGUCAUGGUCCAGUUCUCCUUUGGCUAACCAUAUCACGGUCGACGUGAUCGAAGGCCAGCUGAUCUGUGUCUUGCUGGUUGCCGCAUUCAUCCUCGUCUUUUUGAUCCGAGAAUGGGUCAUCAAUCAACAGCCGAUCCUGAAUAUGCCCGACCCGGACGAAAAUGCUCAGGCUGACGACGCGAGACCACAUCUGCCUGCCCAUCUACCGCGUGUCCCCCGUGCUGGGGAUAAUGUCGCAGACGAAAUAGCUGCCAUGGAGGAUCUGGCAGCACAGUUACCUCCUGAUCAGGUAGCUCCGCCUAGACCACCUCCUAACCAACACCGCGUUCCUCGUUUCGGCAACAACAUCGCGGAUGAGAUAGCAGCCCUAGAGCGUCUUGCAGCUGAAACGCCUCGAGAGGAAACGACACCGCCAACGCUGUCCCCACGUCAUGCUCUUACGGACGAUGAUGUGUCUAGUGGAACUGGACCUGAAUUUGAAAGACCAAUUUUCAGGACUAGGUCGCAGAGCUCAUCAGCUAUUGCCGGCACUGCUCAGGAGCAGCCUGGUCGCUGGCGAAAUCCAAGGGGGAACGAUGUGGAUACAAAUGAACCUUGGAAUCAACUAUUUAGAAGACACAGCGCUGACGACACCGAAGCUAAUCACUAUCUUCCGUUAGUGACUCCAAGUCCUCCUCUCGUCGAUGCGGAUGGUGGCGAGGACUCUCCCAUCCGUAUGGAGCGCUACUGGUAUCCUGAAGAUACUUCCGAGAUCUCCGAAUCUGAAGGACUGCAGUUCUCAGAGUAUCGGCCAUUCAGACAAGAAGAAUUGGAACCAGCAGAGACUUCUAGCCGGAGAGUGUCGUUUGCAGAGGUGUCAGAUGUGGGUGACGAUGCACCGAAUGGACUAUCGGUCUCGAGCAUUGAUCAACAUGAGUCUGAUUCAGAUGCACCCGCCAUACCCACACCCGAUUCGAAUGAUGCGGAACAACUUCUGCCGUCAGGGGCUGCCGCAUUUGAUGGUGAAGGCCAGGAAGUCCCAUUCAACAUUGCAGAUGAUGUUCAGGCUGAGGAAGUUCCCAUAUCUGGGGACGAAAAUCCGCUUGAGGAUACCCCGUUAUGGGGAAAGAUAUCAUAUUGGCUCUGGCACACGGAUUUUGAGGCCGACGAACAGCCUCGUGCAGAGCCUGGCGAUGCCCCACGCGCAGAGGACCAGGACGAGGAACGCAUUGUGGAAGAUGUCGAUGCAGAAGCUCCCUUCGUUCCGAUCCAAAACCGAGAUGCGGGACCUGCCCAAGCGCUUCCUAUUGCCAUCGAGGCACAACCUGCUGGACCUGCAGAAGCGAGGGAGCCUAACAUGCUCUUUGGAGUCGAUCUCAAUGAGGCUAAUCAAGACGACGCAGAAGAUCUUGAUGGCAUCCUGGAACUUCUUGGCAUGGAAGGACCGAUUUUUGGCAUGGUUCAGAAUGUCAUCUUCUCCCUGUUCCUCAUCACGGUGACCUUGGCGGCUAGUGUCUGGUGUCCUUAUAUAUGGGGCAAGAUUGCACUGUUGUUUCUCUCAAGUCCUACCAGCAUGUUGGUGAAGGCGCCACUAUUCGUCCUAUCACGAACGGCGGAUAUUGUGGUUGAUAUCAUUUUCUUCGUGGUCGGCCUGACCGGCUUUCUCCUGAACCAGCCUAUAAAAAUCAUGCAAACUAUGAUGUCUCUAGCCAUGCCACGACUCGGCGGCAUCAUCGACACCACCACAUUGGAAGGCUUCAGCCUUGAUCUGAGUCAGAAGAGCGGUCUGCGCUUGGAAAAAACUCUCUCCGCUGCAGUUCUUAGCCUCAAGCCCGACUUGCCGACGUUUUCGAUGCAGUCACACCAAGCACUCAUCUCUUUCAAGACCGGCCUAUAUACAGCAGUCCAGUGGAUCGCUUUUACGCUCGCCCAGGGUCAAACAAUGUUGACUAGGAACAGCCAGAGUUCGGAUACCAUGUUGACCUCCUUCUGGUAUGCCUUGAGAUCUAUUCCUACUCAACUUGCGAAGAUCCCUCAGCUCUGUGAAUAUGCGACGAACUAUCUGCGUUCCCUGUCCACGGAUCUGGGCUCGCCAUCCUCUGGCAACGGAGAUGGGAUGAAUCCUUCUUUGGCUGAAUGGGGCACAGAAGACCGAAUCCUCACAAUUUUGCUUGGUUAUGCGUUUUUCGCCAUUGCUGGAAUCGUCUUCCUCGAGAUUGCUCAUCUCAUCCUUGGCUUGAAAGAAGGCGAAAGGGUCGAGGGCUAUUUUGCGGACUCGCUACGACAAGCAGGUGGAGUGAUGAAAGUCAUUGUCAUCAUCGGUAUCGAAAUGCUGGUCUUUCCUUUGUACUGUGGACUGCUCCUGGAUCUGGCGCUUCUUCCCCUGUUUGCCGACGCCACUGUUGCUAGUCGCAUCGCCUUCCUGAUGCGCACCCCUUUGACCGGAAUAUUCAUUCACUGGUUCAUCGGAACCUGUUACAUGUUUCAUUUCGCCCUCUUUGUAUCAAUAUGCCGGAAAAUUAUGCGAAAAGGAGUCCUGUAUUUUAUUCGAGAUCCUGACGAUCCGACGUUUCACCCGGUGCGCGAUGUUCUAGAGCGACCAGUCCCAGCACAACUGGGCAAAAUUGCAUUCUCGGCGUUGGUAUAUGGUGGCCUGGUUAUUGUCUGUCUUGGGGGCGUGGUAUGGUCGAUAGAUUGGUUUGGCGUCGUUCUCCCGAUUCAAUGGUCGACUCCGGAACCCAGGCUGUCGUUCCCGGUCGACAUCAUCUUUUACAAUUUUCUACUUCCAUUUGUUUUGCGCCGGGCCGAGCCAUCGAAAAAGAUCUCCGCAAUGUAUCAGUGGUGGUUUCGGGGAUGUGCCAGGUGGUUGAGAUUGACCAACUUUCUUUUCGGGGAGGAACGCAAAGAAGAAACCUUCAGCCACUCCAACCGUUUUCCGUGGAACCUAUUCACCAAAGAUGCGGCGGCAGAACCGAAACGUGACGGACGCUAUGUUCGAGCACCUGCAUCCGACUCUGUGCGCAUCGCCAAGGGCCGACAAGUCUUUCUUGAAGUGACAGAAGACAAUGAGAGGGUGGAUGGUGCGCCAGAGUUAUUCUUCGCCCCUCAUGGCAAGAAAAACCCUCAAUUCACCAAGGUCUAUCUUCCUCCGAACUUCCAAGCUCGAAUUACAUCGUUUGUGAUCCUGUUGUGGUUCUUCGCCGCCUUGACUGGCUCCGCGUUCACUGUGGGACCUCUCAUUGUCGGUCGCAAACUGACUCGAGUCCUCUCGCAAUCUACUCAACCACCAAAUGAUCUAUAUGCUUUCACCAUUGGUAUUCACAUUUUUGCAGCGGUCGGGUAUGCAAUCGCCUACGCCGGACCGGCUCGAACUUAUCUGCAAAAGAAAUUCAAAUGGUCCGGAAAGCAGUUUCUCGCUUCGGUGCUGCAUGUCCUUGGCCUGACAUACCUUGGGAUAUUCACCACCCUCAUUCUUCCGUUCGUCGUCUCUCUGGUGGUAGAGCUGUACAUUCACAUUCCGAUCUUUGACCUGCUCGAAGUCCUCAGUCAUCAAAAGCUCAACCGCGACUCUUCACCGCCCUCGUCUUCGGCCCCGACGGUUUCGGCUGGACCAGCAACCACCAAGCCUUUCCCGCCAGCCACGAUAUUCAUCCUCCAAUCAUGGACUAUCGGCCUCGUUUUCCUACGCCUGAUCUCCCGCAUCCUGGCUCACGUCCUCCCACCUACUGUGCGGCCGGCCAGAGCUCUUCGCGGGAUCAUUCGCAACGGCAUUUUCCACGCCGACAUCCCUCUCGCGUCCCGCGCCUUCGUUCUCCCGGCUACGAUCAUCUGUAUCACACUCCUUAUUGCACCUCUUACUUGCAUGAGGGCCAUCAUCGGCAUCUUCCACAUUUCCGAUCGAGGAAGGCAAAUUCGGAUGUACCGUUUUGCGUAUCCGCUUUUCUUGUGCUUGAUGGUCAAUUAUGUAGGAUUGCUAUACAUAAGGAGAAAACUGGAGAGCUGGAGGAUCAAGAUCAGGGACGAAGUGUACUUGAUCGAGAGUGUCAAAGACAGACCCAAUGGGCACGCUGUAGGACCGCCUGCACGACAACCUGGUCGCCAACGCUCUCGCCGGAGCUGGACCUCUUGGUUAUUCAACACCUCGGCAAGGCUUGCCAUAUGGUACUGCCUCCUCACUAUCCUCUUCAGCUGUCCCUCUUCGCGGACUACCCUCACCGAUACCUCUCCACGAAUAUGUGAAACGUACCUUUCAGCAAAGGAAUACAUCCAACCUCAUCUGCAACCAUAUUACGAUGAAUAUGCAGCUCCUUACGUUGCUAAAGCUGAGCCAUAUGCACACCUAGUGAAAAGCCGAGUGGUGCGACCUGCGACCAAAAUCGCUGUCGUCAAUUAUGAGAAAUAUGCUGCUCCGCGGAUCGACGCCGCAAAGGCAUACUCUCAAGCGCAAUGGGAAAAGGCCGUCAUGCCUCAAAUUAACCUGGCACGGGGAAAUGCUGCCAGGUUCUACGAGAAGAAUAUAGGACCCCAUGUCGACCAAGUCAUCGCACAGACUGCGCCCUACUACGCCCCAGCACGAGAUCAAGUCUAUCGAGUCUACCAACAGCAUCUUCUUCCGGCAGUGGAAUACUCCCUGCCACAUCUAAAUAAAGCAUACAGUCUCAGUCAAGAUUUCGCAUUGAACACUGCAUAUCCUCUGCUGCGACAUGCAUGGUCGGAUCUCGUCAUUUUCAUGGACGGCACGUUCUGGCCCUUUGUAAAAGGUCUUUACAUCGAUAAUGUUCGGCCUCAGCUGGUCAUGAUCAAUGAGAGGAUUGCCAAGUAUCGGGAGAGUCGCCAGUUGAAAGCCGCCAUGGACGAGGUAGAUAACACCCAGUCAACCUACGUCGCCUCCGCCACUCCAAGCGCGACUACGGACACAAUGGAUGAUGUGUAUGCUCUGUUUGAUUCCGAAGACGAAACAGAAUCCUCUACUACGACUACAUCUCAAGAAGCCGAGCCGACUCCUGUUGAACGUGUGAAGCGGCCAGUUGAAUAUCCUAUUGCUACAGAGGAGCAAAUUGCUGAAGACCUUCGAACAUGGCAAAAGAAAUUUGCUGUUGCGGCUGACAAGGGCAGCGAUGAUCUACGAGAACGGGUUGAGUCCAUCGUCGACAGUCUUGUCAAGAGUGACAUUGACGGAGUUGGUCGAGGAUUGGCGAACGCUUUGCAGAAGACCGUAGAAAACGAGUUGGAGAAUGUCAAAGCGAAGAUCAAGUCAACCGUUGCGUCACUCCCUGACGAUGCGAGUGCGGAGGCUGUGAAGAAGGCAGCAGAAGACAUUCUCGGAUCAAUCAGAUCUUCGGGCGCUGAAAUCAAGGGACGCGCCCAAAAUGUCCGAAACUGGUCUCAGGGCUUUGAACAAGGCUUGAUCCAAAGACUCGAGGCUGCCUCCGCCUCUACAUUGGAAGUCUUAGAUGGUAUCAAAGACAUCGGGCUCCAAGAGGUUGGAAUGCGCUGGUCAUGGAUGGAAGGAGUUACCUACAAACAUUGGCAGAAAUUUCACGAGCUCCGAAAGACGCUCGACGAAUGGAAAAUUGAGGUCCAAGACGUGGCCAUGAAGAGUCCAGAAGCGGAAGCAGCAAUUGAGACGGCUCGACAAAUCCUGGAAGAAUGCAUGGCAAUGACCGAAGACGCUGCGAAAGAACUGGUCAGACUCAAAAGUGUUGCUCAAUGGAAACUGAAAGCCCGCGAUUCCUCGGACGAUUUUGAAACUCGAACGAUGCCGGCAGAGGCGGUUUCAGCUGCGUCCAGUUUGGUCUCGGAGCUUCGAGGCGCACCCUCGGAAGCUGUGGAGGCGGCCAGCUCUGUUUUAUCACAGGGAAGUGACGCUGCUACCGUAGCAGUCUCAUCUGCAUCCUCUGCGGCCCUAGGAACCAGUACUGGCACCGUCGAGUCCGCGACGUCGACAGCCAGCGAGUUUGCGGGCGAUGCUAUUUCGUCAGUCUCUUCCAUGCUGGAAUCUUCUAUUGCGGAGCCUGUUGAAUCACUCGUGUCUGAUGUCAGUGCCGCUGCCGGAGAGGCGUACGAAUCUGCAACCGGAACUGUUGUUGAAGGCACUCCUGUGACGGUUGAAUCCCUGCUCUCUGAGGCAGAGGAGACUGUUUCGGACUUCACGGAAGAUGUGAUAGAGUCGGCAAGUUCUGGGACAUCGUCAUUCGAGUCCAUUGCUUCAUCAUCAACAAAUGAACUCCCUUCAGUAAGCGCGGCUAUAGAUUCAGCAACCACCAGAGUAUCGAAAGUCUUUGGAGGUGCAAUGGCUUCAGAGGUGAAGGGCUCGAUACCUAUUCUGGAUGACGUUUUUGACAAUAGCGAGGAGUCGACUUUCUCCGAGAACAUUCAAAGCGUGAUCAAUGACGCCGGUGAUCGCUAUGCAGAGGUUAGCCGCGCAGUAUCUGAAGCCAUGUUCGGAACAUCUCAAGGCAAGGUGGAGAGUAUCACAUCUGUCGCGAGUGAGCAGUAUUCCAGCGCUCUAGCAGCGGCCUCCAACGCCUUGUACGGCACGCCUACUGGCACAGCUGAAAGCCUUGCAAGCGCCGCAUCUGAACAAUAUGAGCAAGCCGUGGCGGCAGCGAGUUCAAUCAUCUUCGGAACGCCAACCCCUGUCACCGAGUCGUUGUUUCUGCAAGCCAGCUCCCUCUACAACGAGGCCGUCAGCAGAGCCGAGGAUAACUACAACGCCGCAAAAUCGAUCGCUUCUCAGCAGAUCUCUGGAACCCCGAAACCUGUUCAUGAGCAAAUGUUUUCCUCAAUCGAGUCAGCUUAUUCGGGUGCCGUGGCUGCUGCAAGCGGUAGACUUGAAUCAGCCCGCAAGUCAGCAUCCAGUGCACUUCCGGAGACCAACCCUCUUGAGUCUGUCUCGUCUAUGGCAUCGUCAAUUUUGCAAGACUCUUUGGCUGCAGCUUCGGCUCAAUACUCGAAGGCUAAGGUUGCUGUCGGAGCUACGCCUACCCCUGCCCAUGCGAGAUAUCUCCAAGAGGCGAGAAAGAACUACUAUGCUGCCGUUGGGCUAGCGCACGAGCAGUAUGAUGACUUUAUUGCGGCAGCUUCGAGUGCGAUCUACGGGACACCAACACCUGUACUGAGCAGCGUGUCCAGCGUGGUAUCUGUUGGGAUCUAUGGGACACCGGUGCCUGCGUACCAGAGCCUCCUUGACGCAGCCGCAUCCCAAUACUCGGAAGCCUCUUCAGCAGCUGCUUCGAGUCUGGACGCAUUCAAAUCAUCCUCGGGCACAACGGUACAGAGCCUAUGGGAUGAAGCCGUAGCAGCUUACUCAAGUGCCGUUGGUGCCGCCUCGUCCUCGCUGUCAUCUGCUUCAUAUGCUGCCAGCACUGCCGUUUAUGGCACUCCUGCCCCGUUCUACCAGGCUGCUUUGGAGACCGCAUCGUCGCAGUAUGUCGUUGCUACCGCCGCCGCCUCUUCCCAAUUGUCACAAAUGCUCGAAUCAGCCUCCUCUGUCCUUGGUGAAGAGGAGACUUCUCCGGCACAGAGCGUCCUUGACUCUAUUUCGUCACAAUAUGACGCCGCCAUUUCUGCCGCCUCGUCCUCUCUCUCCGCAGCAAGCUAUGCGGCGAGCACAGCCAUUUACGGCACUCCUGUCCCUUACUAUCAGAGUGCUUUGCAUGCGGCAUCGUCACAAUAUGCAGUGGCUUCCUCGGCGGCUGCUUCUCAGAUGUCCGCAUUGUUGGACUCGGCAUCAUCGGCAAUGGGCAAAAAGGAGACGGCCCCAGCACAGAGUGUACUCGAUUCUAUCUCUUCACAGUAUGAUGCUGCGAUCGCUGCCGCUUCUUCAUCUCUCUCUGCAGCAAGCUACGCGGCCAGCACAGCCGUAUACGGUGCUCCAACUGGCUCCGUUGAAUCGAUUUCCAGCGUGGCAUCUGAAAACUGGCAAGCCCUGGUCGCGAAGGCGAGCGAACAGAUUUACGGAACUCCCAAGCCCUUCUAUGAAAAUUUCGCAACCCAAGCUGGAGAAUAUUCUGCCCAGGUCACGGACUUUGCGAACGAUCAGUACGUCGUCAUCCAAUCGUACGUCUCGGAGUUGAUAGUGGGCAAAGAACCUGAUUUCACUGAGUCGGUCAUGAGUCGCCUCAGCUCCGCCUACUACACAGGGUACAGUUCGGCGUCUAGUUUGGCAGGCGAGGCGUACAGCUCAGUCUCAUCCAUGGCAUCCUCUGUUUCCUCCGUCGCCUCUUCCUACUUCACCCCUCCUCCAGAAGUCUCGUCUAUUUUGGAUUCAGUAACAGAACAACUGAACGCCGCAGUCGAUGCAGCAAGUGCACAGGUGUAUGGCACACCAAAAGGAAGACUCGAACAAGCAACCUCGGUUGUGGCUGAUAGUUACUCGUCAGCCAGCGUGGCAGUCAGUGAAGCCAUCUAUGGUACUCCCGUUGGUUAUGCAGAGGCUGCGUCUUCCUCGUUUGCGGAAUUGGCAAAGAGUGCGCAGGAUGCCGUGAGCAUUGCUAUUUAUGGGACGCCUACAGGGACAGUUGAAUCAUUGACCAGUGCGGCGGCCGAUACAUACGCAUCUGCGUCGUCCAUAGUGUCGGAGAAUGCGGCAGCAGCGGUUUCCGCAGUCAGCGAUAAUGUCGAGAGUCUCACUGCCAAGGUCUCGCAGGCUAUUUAUGGUCCUGAGCAGAGUUAUAUGGAAAGUAUCAACUCACAGAUCUUUGAAGCCGUCGAGAGUGCGAAUAGCAGGAUUGCUGCUCUAGCAAGAGAAGCGGCUGAGAGCGCGACGGACGCAGCGAGUGCAGUGAGCGAAAGCGUGGAAAGCAUAGCCAGCGUGGUGAGUGAGUCGGCGAGCAGCGCGACCAAGUAUGUGAAGGACGAGUUGUGA